AUGUGGUUCGCGGUGUCCUGCCACCCUGACGCCCUGGACGGGCGGAGACCGCGCGUCGAGGUGUUGCACGUGUCGCCGUGCCUGCGCGUUCCGACGUACUUCUGGGACCGCCAGUGCGUGCUGCCGGGAUGUCCGUGUCGCGGCGAGCACUACGUGUUCACCGCAUCGCGGCCCACCGCAACCGCUGCGUGCCACGACGACGUCGCCGCGCCGCCUCGGCCGCUGCGGCGAUCGGCCACGACCCUCGGUUCUUCCCUCGGCGCACUACGGUGGAAGUUCUGGAAGAAGAGUCCCGGUAGCUCAUCGAGUGACUUGGGCGCACGGCUGGGCUGCGCGCUGGCGUCGCAGCUGCACCUGAAGCCGCCCUCGCAGUUCCUGUCCACUUCGACCGCGGGCGGCCGCGGCCCGCUUUCGUCGGCGCUCUCGCAGAGGCUGUCGCGCGCCGUCGCCGGCGCGGCGAGUAGCAGCAGCGUUCUGUGGGACAAGUCCACCUCGCUGCCCAGCAUCGCCGUCCAGAGGGUCGGCCUGCUGCACCACGCGUCCUCGGGCAGCACGGCCAGCACGAGCGCGGCCGCGUCGUCGCGCCUGUCGUCGGCAACACGCUGCUCCUUAACGGCGACGGCCGCCGCCGCCGGCGCGGCAAACGCGACGCCGGCGUCGCAGCCGGCGUCCUGCGGCGCGGCGCUGCCGCCCGUCUCGGCAGCGGUAUCCUCCUCUUGCUCCUCAUCCUCAAUGCACAGUGUUGCGUGCCGGAGCCAGAGCUGCAGUAACAACAACAACGGCACCAACGGCGUCAACGGCGGCGGUAGCGCGUCCGAGCUGCGCGCAACCUUAGACUCGUCCAGCUGCAACGGGGCGCUGUCCGUAGACGGGCACCGCCGGAGGCAGUCGCCUGACGGACCGAACGUCGACCCCCACGGACGGCGGCUACCUCUUUCACCUGCCGAGGCCCUGCUGUACUACGGCAACCGCCUGAGCAGCUACGAGCGUACCGAGGUGUCCCAGUACCGCGACGUCUGGUACCUGGGCCUGGACGCCAGCAAGAUCGAGUACGACGAAGGGGCCGGCCAGAACGGCGGUUACGACGACGAGACCGGCUCCUACAUCAAGGUGAUGCAUGACCACAUCGCGUACCGCUACGAAAUUCUUGAGGUGAUCGGGAAGGGCUCCUUCGGCCAGGUCAUCAGGGCAUUCGACCACAAGACCAAGGAGCACGUCGCGCUCAAGAUAAUACGCAACAAGAAGCGGUUUCACCAGCAGGCCCUGAUCGAAGUGAAGAUAUUAGACCACUUGAAGAAGAAAGACAAGGACCAGUAUCACAACGUCAUACACAUGUAUGACUAUUUCUACUUUAGGAACCACUUAUGCAUCACGUUUGAGCUCAUGGGAAUGAACCUCUACGAGCUCGUCAAGAACAACAGCUACCAGGGCUUCAGCCUGAAUCUCAUUAGGAGGUUUGCCUAUUCGCUCGUGCAGUGCCUACGGCUCCUCCACCGGGAAAAGAUUAUACACUGUGAUCUCAAGCCUGAAAACAUUCUUCUCAAACAAAGGGGCAGCAGCGCCAUCAAGGUGAUAGACUUUGGUAGCUCCUGCUUUGUACACCAAAGGGUCUACACAUACAUCCAGUCCCGGUUCUACCGCUCGCCAGAGGUGAUCCUGGGCCUUCCGUACGGCACCGCCAUCGACAUCUGGAGCCUGGGUUGUAUACUUGCUGAGCUGUACACAGGGCUCCCCUUGUUUCCCGGCGAACACGAGGCUGACCAGCUGGCCUGCAUAAUGGAGGUGCUUGGCCUGCCGCCACCUUGCGUCCUCGAGCUGGCAACACGUAGGAGGCUCUUCUUCGACUCGAAGAACGUUCCUCGUCUAACUCAGAACAGCAAAGGAAAGAAGCGAAGACCAAACUCGAAAACGCUUGCUGCUGUUUUAGGCUGCAAUGACGAGGAGUUCAUCGACUUCCUUUCCCUUUGCCUCGUAUGGAACCCCGACACCCGAGUUACCCCUGAUGAGGCACUGAGGCACUCCUGGCUUGCCAUGCCAAGGACUUCGAGGCAAAUCUACAAGACAGUGCAGGCCAUCACUGUUAAGGAGACGGAAACAGGUAGCUUAUCAAACUCCUACAAGGUCUACAAGUGUGCCAGGCCGACCGAACAGAAAAUUACGGAGCAGAGGAAAGCCACUACAUCUAGCAGUGACACGAGCGCUUCAUCCGAAGAGUCACCGCUUCUGCCAAGUAGCUCUGGUAGCCACUGUGGCAGCAGUCAGCAACGGUCACAAGUUCCACGGUGAUCCUCUCCAGGACUCCGGCACCUUCCUGCCGCCCAUCCUGUGACGCCAGCUUGACGUCCAAGCCAGAUAGGCGAGCCACUUGCAAGCGGCCGGCUGCACACAAACUGAAGAGAUCACCUCGCCACCUGCUGCGUUGUGAAAGGCUAACAUGCGCAAGAUAUGCUUGCGCUGCAAGGAGUACAUCUAGCUUGGCUGUUGGUCUACCGUAUUGUUUGCAGCCUACCUAUUUUUUGUUUCGUUUAUGUGCGAUGUACGUGAAUGUGACUUCUCGGCUAAACUUUGACUGAAUGAGUGUACCAGUUGUACUGCACACAUACGUAUUGAGAAACACGCACUUGCCUAUAGUUGCUAGCCGUGUUUGUGGCAUAACCGCAGCAGCAAAAAUGAAAAAAAAAGUACGUGUCAGCAGUACAAUGCUCCCAUAAAAAAUGGCCUCACUGGUCAGAAUCCCCAAAACCCUUCAGUUCUUGUCCUGUCAUUUCCUUUCCUUUUUUGGUAAAUCAAGCAAAUUAAUGGCGACUGUACUGCAAGGCAUUUGAUUCUUGAACUCUUAUGACCAAUUCAGCCACUUUUGCACUGAGUUACCCUCACUUGGCAUGAGGUGGCUCUCCAAAAAAGAAAAAAAAUGAAUCCAACUUUUGUCUGCCUUGCUAUCGUAAUACCUAUGUUGGUUCCACGUUAUUUGAAAGGAUUAUUGCCAUUUUCUUCUUUAUUUAUUUUCAUCUAUUUAGCAAGUGUGACAGUGGCUUUAGAAGCGUUAUGUAAUGCUGUCAAGCCUGCUAAAUAACCUUUCAGUGCUUUUGGCUUAACUCUUGAGCUUUACUGCACAUUGUAACGAUGGCAGGGUUGCACAUAGUGUACAAUAUGAGGCCUUGGAUGCAAGGCAACGAGUGCGUCAUUUCGGCAACUCAACAAUGUAUUUGAUGAGAAAAGCUCUGUUGGACAUAUCGUCCCUUUGACAGACUUUUGUCACUGAAUGUGUGUAAAACUUGAGCAUUUCUUUUGCCUAGCAUAUGUUAAAUGUGAUCUUGUGUAUUUACCCGUCACAAAGAUGCCCAGGCGCUACACGACCCUCAUAUCCUUUGGCAACAAUCAUCAUCGACCUGAAACCCUCGCAGUAGUUAUGAAGAUUUGUGAUGUAGCAGAAGAAAAAAGAUUCUCAAGAUUUCCAUUCUAUGCUGCACCACCUGAAAAUUUCCACUUUCAGCUUCAGAGUUGUAACGGGGUAUCAGUAAUGUAACUGCGGUUGCUAAAUAGAUAAUACUGUUCCUGACGACAUGACCCGCUGGUUACCAUCCCCGCUGUUUUGUCGAGCCUUGGCUUUGUCACAGUGCCAGUCGUGUUCAAAAUGUCACAUCACCCACAAUCAAUCUGUCCAAUUUAGUGCGAUUUAAAUCAGUUACAGGUUGUGGCUUCGUAGGUGACAUUUGUAAUGCUAUCACUUAAAAGCGAUUAUUUUGCACUGACUCGUAGCGAUUCCAGCAUUUCAGCCUGAAUUAACAAGGUCGCGUUUGUACUCGACAGCAUUCAGACACUCGUAGGUAGUUGGUUUUCAGAGUGGUUAAUGUAAUGCUGACGAUAUAAGGCAUACAGUGAUUUAACACGUUAAGACAGCACUUGUGCAGAGACACAAUGUGUGAGAGAUUGGUUUAGUUAUAGUUACAGUGGCCAUACAUAACAAACAAAAAGGGGGUGCAGAGAAAGAAAUGCGCCAGGACUGCGCCCAGUCUACAGUUCCUAUCGUUAAUGAUAGUAUGUCGAAUUUAAGCUGCUACUACGACUGUGAACAGUAAGCUGCAAACAGUAGCACUACGCACCAAGUUAUUGCAAUGUUGGUGCAGCCACAUAUGCAGGACACUGUGCAAGUGCCAGUCUGGCCACGAGGCUAGUUGCAUUAUGUCUUGGAUCGUACAAUCAUCAGCUCAUUACAGCGCCGGUCAUGCUGAGACACUUUUAGUAUGCAGCGAAGCCUGCACAUUGCACUGUAAAACUGCGACCUGUAAAUAAAUACUGUGCAUUCAAACUUAAAAGCAAAAGGCGAGUGAAAUUGUUUUUCUUUGUUCAAGAUGUGUAUUGCUGGAGCACGCAGUCCAGUGCACACGGACUGUGGCUAGAGUCUGCAGCAAUGUAAAACGAGAGCGGGAGCGGCACCUGUUGUGGCACUUCCCAGUUCACUUCAGCAUUGUACAGCUGCACGUGGCAUCACCCUACUGCAGAAGUCUCGUGUGAAAUACGUAUAGCUUUGUAUUAUAGUUGCAGUGUUGACUGCAGUGUCUUGUCACAUGUUCUGUGCUGGUGUAAUGUUCUUUUCCUCUUGUCGCUUCACUUGUCCCAUAUUGCAGAACUAUCCUCUAUGAACCUUCCAUAUAAAAAAAAAGAUAUUUCCUACCAGGUCUUGAGCCAGUCCUCCUUCUUGUGUCGUCAGGUUGCAGAAGCCCAUAGAAUGUAGCAGUGCAGUGUCAACAUGGGGACGAUUGCUUCAUGUAACCAGAACUGUGGAUUGCAUGCCACAGCCGUUUACUAGAAAAGAAGAUUUAUGCAUCUCGUACAAUUUUGACAAGGUGAAUGGCUUUGAUAGUAUUCUCUUGUGAAAUAUGCCACACCCAAGUCCUUGCUUAAGUUUGUCUGAUAACUUUUUUCAAAUAAUUGCUCGCUUCUCAAUUGCAUUGUGAACGAGUGUUGCAGCCUCUGCAAAGGGUCCAGGUAGGACAUGUGCAUCUAUACUUGUUAACAAGCGUAUCCGAGAGUCCUGUACAGAUGCUGGGUGACGUACCUUGCAACAAGGAGAUGAAACACGCAGUGAAACACUACUGUAUUUCUUGCACGCGCAGCUCUUGUUUCUUUUCCGCGACGAGUUGCAAGUGAGGUUGUGCUGCAUGAUAAGCAAAGCUAUAUACCUACCAUGUGUUCCAGUUUCUAACAGAAAUUACUCCGGAAUUGCUGAACUCCUGGACACAUGGGCAAGUAGGUGACGUAUCGAACCGACGCUACCACAGACAUAUGUCCCCAUGAAAGGAGCGAGGCCAUUAGAAUGUGUGCCUGGUGACUUGCCUUCCCUUCAUCUCUAGGGUCAAAACAGGUUGCUGAAUUUUCGAAAACAUUAUGACGGAGACCUUUAGGGUCUUCGUGGUCAAGUGUCUAAGCAAGGCUGCAAAAAAAAAAGAAUAUGCCCUUAUUCCAAAAUAAAAUUUGAACCACUGGAAUCUCAAAUUAUCAUUAGAUAAAACUGCAAAAAUGAAACAGACGUUAAUGCAAUUACCAUAUGCAAAAGGUGGCGGACAUAAAAUACUAUAGCCCCUUAGCAGAAAAUAAGAGGACCAGCCAAUGUACGGAUCCCAUAUGUGGGACGAUAGAAUAGUUAGUAGUAGCUGUACUUUCGCCGUCAUGCCUUUUGCCAGUGGCCUGAAACCACUAUUAAUUGCGUACAAAACUGCAAGGAUGUUGGGGGCGAUUGCCACGGGUGACUUCAACGCUUUUAAAGCACUGUGUACGUCAUGCUUGUCAAUUUUCUGUUCUUUAUUUUUCUACAAAGCAGCAAUCACAAAAAAAAGGGAGUGUAUAACUUCAAACAUUAAAUAAGCAUAAUAAACAAGAAGAAAUGUGCGAAGCAUGUAGGACAUUCGUACACAUUACGUUCCUAGCACUCCUUCGAUAGUAAAUAUGGGAUGUUUUAUGCAGAGAUCAAAUGCCCUCCCAUAGUUUUACGAAUGCCAGCACAUGUUAUUAAUUAUGAAUUGUCACUUCUUACUGCAUAAGGUGUAUCGUACAUACCACUGAAUGGUUCCCUCUGAAAGCUAACUUGCCAUUUACCGAUAUGAUGCAGUCAUGAAACUAGGAACAUUUGUUGUUAGGAUAUGCAAGCAUGUAAGCAUCUGCUAAUGCAGAUUUGAAUUUAUCAGGUUUGCUUGUAUUGCGGUGCACAUCAGCUUUUCUUGCUAUUAAAAACAGUCUUGGAAACACUAUACCACACCCUGGCUUUUUUAAAGCAAAUUUUACUGUCAAACUGUGGAGAAAAGUGAACAGUUAAUUUACGUUGGGUUCAGUAGCACAAGAGCAAGCCUAUGCUGCAAUGAAAACAAAGACAGAAUAAGAAACAGAAUAGGAUGAAGUUUGUUUUCGAUAGAAUAAAAGCAAAUAUUGCAAUACUUUGUUGUUUGGUUUUAACUUCAUUCUUGUCUUAAUGAUAACUGCUAGUAUUUCUAUUUAAUGAUAAUUUUUUUUUAUGCAUGGCAGGAUCAGAGGCAAAAAGAUCGAUUCUCGUUUUUGUGAAAUGUCUGAGUUUCAUAAACUUUCAAACUUCAGUCUCACUGGGUUUCAGGUAUAAAAGAUAAGGCCGAUAUCCCACUUUUAUUUGCUUAGCAAUUCUGUAGACUGAGAAAUUGUUGACAGGUCUACUUAAUUGGAGCUCUCUAAAAGACGUAAGUUAACUUACCAGCAAAGAGUACUGUACUUUAGCUGCAGUGCAGUGGUCAUACCUUUUCACAGUUGAGUUGUUAGGAUGAGUUUCUGCACUCUGAUGUCAAUUUAACAUUUUCCCAAAAUGAAUGAUUGUCUUGCCUGCCCCUCCCUUCAUGUCCCAUUGUGUCGUGGUUGCUCAUUUUUGUUGUUGCUGCUGCUGUUGUUGUUAGACAAGCAAACAAAUGGUAUGCUUGUGCUGCUGUUUUGCCGUGCAGUGUUCAGCCGUAACAUUUAAAACGAAUCUUCAGUUGAAUGGUUUAAAUCACCUAUUCUCAUAAAUCAUUCCCUACAGAAGCGAUAAUGAAGCCUGAUAAGGUUGUUGGACUGUCAGAGCAUGGCUACAGUCCAAGUGUUCAAAGAAUCUUGGAAAUCCAAUGCACUAGAAGAUGCCAAACAGUUUUGGGCAACGCUUUGUUUGAGUGUUGGAGAACGAGCAGCGUUGAAGAUACAGUCCCCUUCAUAUUUCCUUAUGUCCAGCGAAUCUAGUCCUGCUUCGUGAUGCACACACAAUCAUGCUUCCUGCACGGUCAUUACGUCCUCCACGGGUGACUAGUUCUUCCUUCUUCUGCAUAGAUUGUUUGGUCUGCGUAACCUUGUUUGUAAGAGUGCCACUGUUCUCCAAUAUGUCUUUUCUCUUUCACACACUGUCGGUCUAACUUUUGUGCACACUGUCUUGCCCAUACCCCAGCGGCGUGUAAUGACCAGUCAAGAUUUUUGCUCACCUCACUCAGAAGUCUCUAGGAUAAAGAAAAUUUUUCUCAUUAAAAGGGCUCAUUUCAAUAAAUAAGCUCUUUACACGAAUGCAGAGACAUUGUGUGAGUGCGCAAGAGUCUUGCAAGGUCUCUUUUAGCAGCUCCGUCAUAAAAGAGAAUAUGGCAGACACCGAAUAGGCAAGCCCUAGACCUGAAAUCAGCCAGGAAUUUUCCUAUGUAAUAACGGUAACCUGUGCCAACUAUAUGGGGGUCCAAUACUUUUGUUAUUGGUGCCGCGACACUUACCGACAGUUUGACGAGUGUGAAGAGAUGGAACAGAUUCAUUUCUCGAAAUAUAGGUGGCCCCUCUCAGUCAAUGUGAUCCAGAGACAUCCAAUAUGGACAGCUCUGAACGCAGCCAAUAACUGUGGCUAAACAUAGGCUAUGGAAGCUGUUGCUUAGAAAAUGUUUACACUAUUUGCAUUUAUAAAUUGCACUGCUUGCUGCUUAAGCCUUCAAAGACAGCAGGCGAGCUUAAUUCGUUUGAUGCAUCUUCACAAAAAAAAAAAAACGAAAAAAAAGAGCAUUGCUUGUCCUGUGCUUGCUUGCCUUUAAGGUAGGGCUGAAGUCAAUUUGAACUCCAGUGUUGCCCAAUGCAUCACGCAAGUAGAGCACACGUAUUUUAUGUUUUGUCAGUUAAGGAAAAGCAUUUAUACAUAGAGCAUACAAACAAGAGCAUUAGCCCACACUGUCUAUGUCGUACAUUCUGUAGAGUACUUUUCUAUUAAUCCAAAUCUGAACAAACUUAACAGAAAUCAAGUAUUACAUGAGGCUUCCAGCAACUGUGUAAGCUUGCAAUUUUCAGCAGCUUUUAAUUAAUCUGUCAAACAACCGACAUAAGAGCAAUGUGUGACGUAAAUGCCAUCUUCGAAGCUGCCCUCUGCAGACAGCUCUGGUCAUAUCAGUCGCUUUUCUUCGCACGUUUUUUUCCCUUCCAUUGUGACUUGGUGUGUAUACUAUUUAUGGUGUCUACUUCCAUACAUUUACUUAAAUCGGGCGACAGCGCGCGUGGUUUUUGGCAAACACUAAAUCUGUUGAGUUAUGUCAUGGGUGCCUUUGACGAGAGAGAGUGUGGAAGUGAUAACAAAUGAAAUGUAAACACAACAAUCCACGAAGCGCAGUUGAUAUGUGAUUGGACUGCAAAUGAAAUCAAUGUGCAAAUAAAACAUUGGUUUUACUCUCUGGUCUGAAAUAA
Molecule: messenger RNA, 8691 nt
Organism: Rhipicephalus microplus (southern cattle tick)
Lineage: Eukaryota; Metazoa; Arthropoda; Arachnida; Ixodida; Ixodidae
Product: dual specificity tyrosine-phosphorylation-regulated kinase 4-like
Biological process (GO): peptidyl-serine phosphorylation; peptidyl-threonine phosphorylation
Cellular component (GO): cytoplasm; nucleus; cytoskeleton
Molecular function (GO): protein serine/threonine/tyrosine kinase activity; ATP binding; protein serine/threonine kinase activity
Source: RefSeq, a predicted model, not a curated record